This is a messenger RNA of Suillus discolor, 816 nucleotides long. RefSeq lists its product as uncharacterized. Lineage: Eukaryota; Fungi; Basidiomycota; Agaricomycetes; Boletales; Suillaceae. The coding region runs from base 1 to 816 and encodes 271 amino acids. The transcript has 6 exons. The record is from RefSeq and is a predicted model, not a curated record.
AUGUCCGAGCAUUCAAUUGUUGCUGGCCAAACCCUGAGCAGCCAGUCACAGGCUGCAAUCGAACACAUCUAUUCUUCUGGUGAUCGGAUGAAGAACGACAAACCAUUCAAGAAAAGAAAGCAAAGAAAGCCAUCCUCGGCGAUUGUUCGGCAUAAUUUAUGUUUUCCCAGUGAGGAUGAAGAGCCGGGACAUGAGGAGCGCACUUACAACAACCCUUUCAUGGAUUGUUCAAGCAUGGCCGAAUACCUAGAUGUCCUGUCAGUUCAUGACCGGUGGAAGGAUUGUCAAAGAUUGAAGACAAUGGACCAGCAGACGGCAGACAACUUCCAGCCCUUAGACUUGGGAUUUUCAUUGGCUGAUAAUGACUCGAUGUCCGACAUGCAUGCUCAACAAGGGUCUGACAUCUUGGAUAUGCAAUUUCCCACCUUGGAUGAUCAUGACCAGUCAGAUGGUGAGACAUUGGACCUAGGAUUUCCUCCUCUAGACGUCAGUGAUCCCUCCAGCAACACAGAAUACGGCACUUUGGAGAUGGGUUUCGACACAUAUCCGGUAGAUGAUGUUCCAGACAUAGGGAACAAUAUUCAACCGGCAGAAAACCCUUUAGAGAUGGUCGGUGUCAGUCAACCGGAUCCCAUCGGAUUUGUCAUUCAGAGGGCUGUUGGUGAUUUGCAGAUGGCGAUGCACCGGUUGGAGAUUGACAGGGCUGGCAUUGCAAUGUUGCCGGACGAAACCUUUGCGAGACAGCGAGUUCUUGAGUGCAUUGAAGAGUUAUUGCUGGCAUGUCGACUGAUAUCGAUAGCUCAACUUUCAACGUGA